AUGAAGAAGCCGUACCAAUUGAUUCAAAGACGACAGCUUCACGAGGGUCUGAAGACGCUUGCUGUGGAUGCGGCGCAGCCAGGCCUGCCAGCAACCAUCUGGACCUCCAGUCGCGUCGUCUCAGUAGAUGCUGAGACUGCAACAGUGCAUCUCGAAGACGGCUCCAAUGUCAAAGGUGACGUGGUGUUGGGUGCUGAUGGGUGGAAUUCCAGCACGCGCGCGGCAGUGCUAGACAGCUGCGAUUCCACGAUCAAACCAUUUUCCGCAGGAAAAAAUUGUUUUCGAUUCCUCAUUCCACGAGAAAAGCUUAUCGCAGACCCGAUCACCAGGCCAGUGUUUGAAAUCAUGAACACUCUUUGCCUCUGGAUGUCGGAGGACACUCGAAUGGUGUAUUAUCCCUGUGAUAACAACACAACCAUCAACUUUGUCGCGAUUCACCCUGCUCACUUGACAGAUGCUUCAGUCGGGGACUGGCAGGCUAAAGGAAGUAAAGAGGUAAUGACCAGCAUCUAUGAAAAGUUUGGACCUGCGGUCAGAGCAGUGCUGUCACACGCAGACCCGGAAAAAAUCAAACUAUAUCCCUUGAUGGAUAUGGAACCACUGCCUACAUGGACUACUGGCCGUCUCGCGUUGCUUGGAGAUGCAGCACAUCCAUUCCUACCUCAUUUGGGACAAGGCGGUGCGCAAGCUAUCGAAGAUGCGACCUCUCUCGGCGUUUUUCUCACUCCGGAUACGAAACCAUCUGAAGUGCCGCAACAGCUCAAGUUGUAUGAGCUUGCUCGAAAAGAGCGGGCGCAUCGUAUUCAACAAGAGAGUAGAAUAUUUGGACUGGACCUUUCUGAAUUCCAGAAGGCCGAUUUCGAUCGACUUGGAUCGCGACGAAGUAUGUUUGAAUUCGACGAGUUUGAGCACUCUAGCCAAAUUCUGAGAAGCCGCUCGGCGCCGAUGUCACGUGCGUCACGUGCCUGGAGUACAGAGGGCUUGGUCGCGAGUGGAGCCGGCCCGGAUAGCUCCGGGCUUCCGGAGCAGAAUGCAGGCGGAAUUAACCACCCCAACAGAGUACGCCAUUUGGAACAUCUCAUUCUGUCCUUGAGAUCUUCGAACUCCGGGCAGCAUUCCGAGCUCCAACCUCAGCUACAACCAAGUACCAAGCCUCUUCCAACUGGUGCAGCACUUCUUGAAUAUGUCGCAGAGCAACCUCAGUCAACCGCUCCCAGUUCUGCAGGUAUUCCACUGGAGAAAGAGCCAUACGCAGCAGAAGAGGAGAGUGUCACCUCCACUGGCACCAUGUUAGCUUAUCAGAUGGGUACGAGAUGGGUGGAUUCCUCACAUUGGCAAGCCAUUCUAGACAACUUGACAGAGCUCAGGGGCUGCACGGAAUUACUCGAUGAUCAAAGUAACCAUUUCGCUACAGACAACGAGGAAGAGCAAACGGAAGGUCCAGCACUAUUCCUUGCCGGGUCUAAUUUGAUAACUCGAUCUGGAAUACUCACGUUUCUUCCUCCACGAAUUGUCGUCGAUCGCUUGGUAGCACGCUAUUUCAAUUCAAAGGACGCUUCAUUAGUGGCCCUCCAUGUACCGACAUUCUACAAAGAGUACAUGCACUUUUGGGAAAAUCAGAAUACUGCAUCGGUGACGUGGAUUGGCUUGUUGUUCACCAUUCUUUGCCAUUCGCUAUUCUUAUACCGUCGAGCUGGCGACACCCCUCCCGGCUCUCUGGGCAACACUGCGGAAGUCGGUGAUUCUUUUCGUAUACAAGCUGCGCAUUGUCUUGUUUUGGGCAAUUACACUAAUCCAGGCGAGUUCAAAGUCGAGACUCUCCUCCUUUACUCGGGAAUAGAAUUCCUGAGAACCAAUGACAUGCAAAUCGGCACAUCGAUGCUUCUAAGCCUCAUUGUUAGGCUAGCGAUACACACGGGCUACCAUCGUGAUUCGAAAAGUUUCUCUAAUAUCUCGAUACGUGAUGGAGAAAUGCGAAGGCGAGUUUGGGCAUUGAUAUGGCAAAUGGAUCAUCUUGUGUCGUUUCAAGUCGGUAUUCCAAGGAUCAUCAACGAUGCGCAAUGUGAUACCGAGCUGCCCCGCAACUUGAAUGACGAGGACCUUGACGAAAAAACAGCAGUACUACCCCAAGCAAGACCGAUGAACGAACGUACACCAGUAACGUACACCAUCAUCAAGAGUAGAUUAAUUUCCGUUUUUGGUCGCGUCGUGGAGAAGUCUUACACGGCACAGGGUGGGAUACGCGAGACAUAUGAGGACAUAAUGCAUCUUGAUGAGCACCUCCAAAAUGUACAUGGCUCAUUACCAGAUUUCUUACGCAUUCGGCCAAUCAGUAUGUCGAUCAUGGAUCCUCCAGACCUCAUCAUGCAGCGAUUCAAUCUGGAACUGCUGUAUCAAAAGACCCGUUGCAUUCUCCAUCGCCGAUACCUUGUUAUUGGGCGUACAAAUUUGAGCACGACAUAUACCAUGAGACCUUGCCGGGAGGACAGCUACAUAGGGAUAGAUGAACUGUCUUCUAAGGUGGGGAAUGACCGGCAAGAUUCACUUCCUGAGGGAGCAAACAGGACAUUCGAUGGCCGAAAAGAUCUAUUACACGCCUUGGAAACCUCAAAGAACGUUUGGGCGGCUUGUGUCAACUCUUCUUUCGAAGCCUCUAAGGCAUCGGAAGUACUUGCAAUUAUACUGCGGAACGCAAGAAAGGCAACUGAUUCGAAUGCUCGAGAUAAUACAGAUGAUCAUAUCGUUAAUGAGUCCCUAGAUUUGCCUUCUCUUGACUAUCCUGCUGUGCAGUCUUCUGUGCCGAAUGAGGAUGUAAUGGAAGCAAACAGCCAGCAAACAGCCAUUCCGAGCGCAGACGAGCAGCCAAUGCAUAUAUCAUUAAAUGAGAUGAUGGAUAAUCUAGAAGAGUUCAAUUGGAGUACAUGGGACAGACUGCAAUGUUCAGGCUGGAACACUACAGAAGAUGAGAUGCUCUAA
This is a messenger RNA of Talaromyces amestolkiae, 2976 nucleotides long. RefSeq lists its product as uncharacterized. The transcript is spliced from 11 exons. Bases 1 to 2976 code for a protein of 991 amino acids. Gene Ontology annotation, molecular function: DNA binding; monooxygenase activity; zinc ion binding. NCBI's taxonomy places the organism in Eukaryota, Fungi, Ascomycota, Eurotiomycetes, Eurotiales, Trichocomaceae. Gene Ontology annotation, biological process: DNA-templated transcription. The record is from RefSeq and is a predicted model, not a curated record.